AUGUUGUCCAAGCACAGUAUCAUUCUUUCUCUUAUUUUCUUCUUUGUCACCGGCGAUUCCAGAGCUCUGGCCGGAAACAAUGAGCAGAAGAACAUAUCAGGCUUUUCCGGGUUUGACUUUCCGAAUCCGAUGCGCUUCGGUUCUCUUUCUUCUUCCACAAGCGACGAUUGCGGCUUCUCUUCGCCGGAGAACAAACCCACCAAGUUACUGGCCGAAGAAAGCAAGACGGUGAAGUUUCAUUUAAAGCGCCGGGAGACGAGGCAAGAAACAGAGAAGACAACAACAACAACAACAUCAUCUAAUUCAGUUCUUGAGCUCCAAAUCCGAGAUCUCACAAGAAUCCAGAUGCUUCACAGAAGAGUCUUGGAGAAGAAGAACCAAAACACUGUUUCCUCCAAACAGCAGAAACAGAAAAAAACACAAGUGGUACUUACAACUCCGGUGGCUUCUUCUCCUCCUCCGGAAGAGGAGCAGUCUGGUCAGUUGGUGGCAACACUCGAGUCCGGUAUGACUCUCGGUUCAGGCGAGUACUUCAUGGACGUGUUGGUUGGUUCACCACCAAAACACUUCUCCUUGAUCCUCGACACAGGAAGUGACCUAAACUGGAUCCAAUGCUUACCCUGCCACGACUGUUUCCAGCAAAACGGUGCGUUUUACGACCCAACAGCUUCCACUUCCUUCAAAAACAUAACUUGCAACGACCCAAGAUGCAACCUAGUCACAUCACCUGAUGAUCCUCCAAAGCCUUGCAAGUCAGAUAACCAAUCAUGCCCUUACUACUACUGGUACGGUGAUAGCUCCAACACCACCGGAGAUUUCGCAGUGGAGACUUUCACGGUGAAUCUCACGACCAACGGAGGGAGCUCGGAGUUGUACAACGUUGAAGACAUGAUGUUCGGUUGUGGUCAUUGGAACAGAGGACUCUUCCAUGGAGCUGCAGGGCUGCUUGGUUUAGGAAGAGGACCGCUUUCGUUUUCCUCUCAGCUUCAGUCUCUGUACGGUCACUCCUUCUCUUACUGCCUUGUCGAUAGAAACAGCGACACAAACGUGAGCAGCAAGUUGAUAUUCGGAGAAGACAAGGGUUUGCUGUCUCAUCCGAAUCUGAACUUCACUUCUUUCGUCGCCGGGAAAGAAAACCUCGUCGACACGUUCUACUACGUACAGAUCAAAUCCGUUCUAGUCGCAGGGCAAGUUCUAAACAUACCUGAAGAGACAUGGAACAUCUCAACGGAUGGCGCUGGGGGAACAAUCAUCGAUUCGGGGACGACGUUAAGUUACUUCUCUGAGCCUGCUUAUGAGAUCAUCAAGAACAAGAUUGCAGAGAAGUUGAAAGGGAAGUACCCUGUGUACAGAGAUUUCCCGGUCUUGGAUCCUUGCUUCAACGUCUCCGGACACGUCGGUAAUGUUCAGCUGCCUGAGCUUGGGAUUGCUUUUGUAGACGGUGCGGUUUGGAAUUUCCCGACGGAGAAUUCUUUCAUUUGGUUGAACGAGGAUUUGGUUUGCUUGGCGAUUCUUGGAACUCCUAAAUCGGCUUUUUCCAUCAUUGGAAAUUAUCAGCAGCAGAAUUUUCAUAUACUUUAUGAUACGAAGAGGUCUAGGCUUGGUUAUGCACCAACAAAAUGUGCUGAUAUAUAA
Molecule: messenger RNA, 1635 nt
Organism: Microthlaspi erraticum
Lineage: Eukaryota; Viridiplantae; Streptophyta; Magnoliopsida; Brassicales; Brassicaceae
Source: the annotation of a GenBank genome assembly